GACGCCUAGCACAGACGGUUUCAAAGGAUGAAGCGGCUAACAACGCACAGCAGCGACGGGUUCGUCUAUUGCUACAACAGCCUGUACAGGCUGUUAUUUUAUUGGGGAGUGAUUACGUUCCGGCUGCACAAUCAGCGCGACGGCGGACCAAGAUCAACUCCACUGCGGGUUCUCUAUGCGUUGAGUGUGCGCUUUGGCCUGGUCUUCGGUUUUGGAGCCGGCAUCUACCUAAAGGUGAGCGAUGCGCAAAUGUCGGGGGCUAUGUUCAGCCACAUGUCGCCCGUAGUCAAGAUCAUCUUCACCUGGGAGAGUCUCGCUUGCAUCAUAACGUACGUGGAGCUCUGUGUGUCGCUGGACACGCAUCGCAGCCGUCAUAUAAGGAUGCUGGCCAGCAUGCAGCUCCUGGACACGCAAAUCUCUGCACAGUUUCCGCAUGUACGCUGGCGCUAUCAUCUCACACGAUCCAAGUACUGGUACGGCUCAGUCGGGGUAUCCUGUGGCUAUGUCUUGCUUUCGCUCGCCAUCAUGUUUGAUACGACGCGCUGCAGCUGCGGCUAUGUGUCCACGAUACUCAUCGCAAGCACUUACUCGUUGCUGACAAGCACACUUGGCUUGAUGGGCUUUAUACACGUUGCCCUAAUGGACUACCUGCGCAUACGCUUUCGCCUCAUUAUAAAGCUGGUCGAGCAGCUCUACAAGGCGGCGGAUAAGCACAAACAGGAUGAGCUCCAGCAGCGCAUUGACCAGCUUAUUGACUUUGCCAAGCGCUGCUCCCAGCUGCUAACCGAGAUGAAUGGGGUCUGUGGAUACGUUGCCGCCGCGGGCAUCUUCUACGACUUUGCUCACAUGACCUGCUUUGUGUAUGUGCUUUGUCAGAAAUUACUCCGCAUCGAGCCGUGGGACACGCAAUAUGCAUUUAUAUCCCUGCAUCUGGGAGUUCACAUCUACAAGGUGCUCAUCACCAGCAUCUACGGCUACCUUCUGCAACGCGAGAAACGCAACUGCAUGCGUCUGCUCAGUAACUACGCUGAGCAUUUUGGCAACCAGGCAACACAUAAAGAUCAGGUUGAAUGCUUUCUCUACUGGCGGAUGCACAAUAACCACAUUGCCACCAUAGGCACGAGUUUCCCGUGCAAUAUAUCCCUGAUAUACCUGGUUCUUAACGCCAUGGCUAAUUACGUAAUAGUUCUGGUGCAAUUGCUUUUCCAGCUUCAAGAUAAAAAACAAGGUCAGGCGAUUCCAAUACCCAAAGAUGUGGAGUUAUUAAAGCCUAUCGAUCAAAUAACUCAUCUUAGUGAGGUUUUGUAA
Drosophila montana is the source of this 1308-nucleotide messenger RNA. It is a transcript of the gene Gr47b, whose product is annotated as Gustatory receptor 47b. The transcript has 3 exons. Gene Ontology annotation, cellular component: membrane. Bases 28 to 1308 code for a protein of 426 amino acids. NCBI's taxonomy places the organism in Eukaryota, Metazoa, Arthropoda, Insecta, Diptera, Drosophilidae. The record is from RefSeq and is a predicted model, not a curated record. Gene Ontology annotation, biological process: sensory perception of taste.